Messenger RNA from Tigriopus californicus, 1009 nucleotides. RefSeq lists its product as uncharacterized. Lineage: Eukaryota; Metazoa; Arthropoda; Copepoda; Harpacticoida; Harpacticidae. The transcript is spliced from 4 exons. The coding region runs from base 61 to 675 and encodes 204 amino acids. The record is from RefSeq and is a predicted model, not a curated record.
ACAACCGACAGUUCGAUUCAUAUCGUUAGUUGGUUCACUUUUAUCUACUUCAGUCUUGCAAUGUCAAGCAUGGAGCGAGGUUUUUUGAGGACUUUGUUGUGGCUUAUCCUCAGUUUUCGGCCCGUUUGGUGCGCGUGUCCGCUUUCAUACGAGGAACAAUCGGAUAAACUUUGUUACUCCCUGAAAAUGAGCCCCAAACUAUUUGCUCAAGCCAAAGAGGAUUGUGAGAAAGAUGAUGCCAAUCUAGCUAUAAUCAACACAAAUGAGCAAUUGAACAUUGCUCAAUUUUUUUGGGAUGAGACAAAAUCUAAAGGAGGCGAGGGUAUAUGGGUUGGUAUCACUAAUCCUUCGAAAAGACAUUGUACAUGGGGCACAUCUGCUUGCCAGAGUGCUCUCAAUCAAUUCAAAUGGGUCAAUGGAUUGAAUUUUGAAUACGACACGUGGUGGAAUGACAAAAUCAGAGCCAAUACUGGCGAGGAAUGCUUCCGAUUUCGAGAGUCCUCAAGUGUGGGCACUCCAUUUAUUUUGGAUGAUGGGCUUUGCUCGGAUAGCUGGCCUUUUUUGUGUCAGGCAAAAAUGCUCAUCACUUGUCCGGUGUCCAAUAUGCCCAGCCUGUCUUUUGGAGAUUCCACAUGGGAUGGGACGACCAAUACUUUAGGAACAAGUAUUAGAUGAGCCAGGCUGGUUGGCGAGCCCUAGGAAUGACCUGAGUCCAGCCAAAUUUGUUGGUGUGGGAAAUAAUGCAAUAGAUGUCAGCUUUGCCGGAUCGGACGUCAUGCCCAUGGACAAAACAAGGAACCCAGCAAUCCGUACCAAGUCACCAAUCUCCAGCGUGUCAAUGUUGAGCGUGAUGCCCUUCUCAUAACAGAUGUCAAACACCGCAUGUAGGUAGUCAAGUAGUUCAUCAAGGGAGAAAGACUGCAGUUACUAUGGUCCUUACAUAGCUAACCUUUUGCUUCAGGUUUUUUUCUGGAAAUUGGAACAAAGAUGGCUAAAGAUAAAAAAAACU